AAUUACAAGAAACGGUGAAAGAGCUCGAAAAUAAAGUUAAUCAAGAACAUUCUAAUAUUGAAAUUAAUGAAAUAGACAAUUCUGCUACUGAACAGAUUGAAAAAUUACAAAAUGUAAUCGAAGAUUUAAAAAAAAAUUAUCAGGAAUCAAAGGAUGAAAAUAAUCGAAUUAUUGAUGAUGAUAAAUAUUCAGAAAUAGCAAGAGAAAGAAACAAAUUAGAAAGUCAAAUUGAAGAAAAUAUACAAAAACUUAAUGAAUCGGAAGAUUGUCGAUCAGAAUUGGAAGAAAAAAUAAAGAAAUUGGAGGAAGAAUGUAAUAUUGGAAAGGAAUCAGCGUUAGCUAUCGAAAAACAAUUGAAACAAGAGAUUGAAAAAAUUCAAAAAGAAUCAGAGGAAGAAAUCCAAUCUCAUAAAGAUAAUAUUCAAAAUCUAACUAGUGAUAUUGAAGAAGAAUCAGAGGAAGAAAUCCAAUCUCAUAAAGAUAAUAUUCAAAAUCUAACUAGUGAUAUUGAAGGUUGGAAAGCUAGUUUUAACAAUUUGAAUGAUGCACGCGAAGAAAUUGAAAAAUCUGAUAUUAGGUCGAGAGAAAAAAUUAGAGGAUUAGAUCAACAACUUGCAGAUUGUAAAAAUGACUUUCAACAAGUGGAAAAAUUAAUUAAAAAUAUCAUUGAAACUAUUUUGGAAUAUUUGCCUAUGGUUCUAGCACGCGAGAAUAAAACUAUAGAUGAUGAAAAGGGGGCCUAUAGAUUACCUAAUGGUGAUACUUUAGGCCCUGCUGCUUCUGUUGUCCUUAAUGUAGUUAUAGCUUUUCAUCCUUGGAAAAUAUUAAGCCUUUAA
This is a messenger RNA of Entrophospora sp. SA101, 836 nucleotides long. The record is from the annotation of a GenBank genome assembly. NCBI's taxonomy places the organism in Eukaryota, Fungi, Glomeromycota, Glomeromycetes, Entrophosporales, Entrophosporaceae.